Prorocentrum cordatum is the source of this 249-nucleotide messenger RNA. The record is from the annotation of a GenBank genome assembly. Lineage: Eukaryota; Dinophyceae; Prorocentrales; Prorocentraceae.
GUACGCUGCCAGGCACUCCUACCAGGCACUCGGAGUACGCUAUACCAGUACGCUACCAGGCAGUGCGCCGAGCCGGAGAAGAAGGCCCUCAGCUCCUGCAAGGUCAUCCACUUCCCCGUGUACUGCGCGCCAGCCAGCGAGACGAUCCUGGCACCGAUGGACACCACCAAGGACCUGAACGAGGCGAACCUCAAAGACGCACUCCAGACGACUCUCUUCGGUACCGCCUACGACUACAGGGACCAACUU